CUCCUCCUCCUCCCCUUCUUCAUUGCCAUUCAUAGAUGAGGAGGGGAAGAGAGAGACAGAGAGAGGUGUCUAUGUGAGAAAAAGCAAAGCUCUUCAUAUACCUUUUUCGCUCUCUCUCUCCAUUUUCCGACCCGAUAGAACAGGGGAGAAGACAGAGAUGGUGGGAGAAGGAGAGACAAGCGGCGGAGCUCCGGCGAUUUCAGCGGCGGCGGAGGAGGAGAUGAAGGUGGUCGGAUCGAGAUAUCCUCUGAGCUUUUGGGAGGUAACGGCGGCUUCCGGCGUUGUGUUAGGGUUCCUGGUGGGCCUUGUUUGCGUUUAUCUCACCAUGCCAGAUUCUGAUUACAGUUUCCUCAAGCUUCCUCGGAAUCUCGAGGACCUUCAGAUCCUUAGAGACAACCUGGAGAGCUAUACAAGCGACUAUACCAUUCAGGUUCUUGUUGGGUAUUGUCUGGUGUACAUUUUUAUGCAGACGUUCAUGAUCCCUGGAACUGUGUUCAUGUCAUUGCUCGCCGGUGCCCUUUUUGGAGUUUUCAAAGGCGUGGCUCUCGUCGUCUUCACUGCUACGGCUGGUGCUUCUUCUUGCUAUUUCCUGUCAAAGCUUAUUGGCAGACCUCUCGUCUUCUCUCUCUGGCCUGACAAGUUGGCCUUCUUCCAAAAUCAGAUUGCGAGAAGAAAAGACCGGUUGUUGAACUACAUGCUUUUCCUGAGGCUAACUCCGACCCUGCCAAACACUUUCAUCAACGUUGCUUCCCCGAUUGUCGAUGUGCCUUACCAUAUCUUCUUCCUUGCCACUCUCAUUGGACUGAUUCCUGCCGCUUAUGUCACUGUUCGGGCUGGGAUUGCUCUCGGGGAGUUGCAGUCAAUUGGGGAUCUUUACAACUUCAGCUCGGUUGCGACUCUCUUCCUCAUCGGCAUUGUCUCCGUUACCCCAACCCUAAUUAGCAAGAAAAAGCCGUAGCUUAAACUUCUAGACAGAAGAUGGACAACAAAACUCAUGCCCUCUUGUACAUAUCCUUAGAAACAUCAAACCAGUGUUCUUGUGUCUCACCACCCAGUGGCAUUUGUUUCCGACCCUGUUGUAGCUCUAUGAUGAAGAAGAUCACCUAUCAUGUAAAAACCCAAAAAAAACCACAAACUUUUUGGUGAUCCAUGGCAUUGUUUAUAAAAUUGCUGUAUAUGCCAUAAUAGCUUUAAGAUGAAGAUUACUGGCUAUGUUCA
Tarenaya hassleriana is the source of this 1218-nucleotide messenger RNA. RefSeq lists its product as uncharacterized. The transcript is spliced from 4 exons. NCBI's taxonomy places the organism in Eukaryota, Viridiplantae, Streptophyta, Magnoliopsida, Brassicales, Cleomaceae. The record is from RefSeq and is a predicted model, not a curated record. Bases 158 to 958 code for a protein of 266 amino acids.